GUGUCAGUGAGAGUAUACCAUCAACCAUGACAACGUUACAGUGCAAUUCUCUUCCUCUCAACAAACCUUGUCAUCCCAGAAGAAGACUCUUGCAACCCGUUUUCUCAUCCACCAGUUUUAUCUCUAGUCUUUGCACUAGUUCCACUGCAUUAAAGACUUCAACAUCAAGGUGGGUUUGGAAUGUUUCUGCUGUUGUGUCAGAAGAGAACACAGUUGGGUCCAGUUUCUCUUCAACUGAUGAUGAUGUCUUCAAACUGACAUAUUUAGAGGGAAAUAGUUGGCUGUGGAAUGUUGGUGGGGCAAACAUAUUGGUUGAUCCAAUUUUGGUGGGCAACUUGGAUUUUGGAAUUCCUUGGCUUUAUGAUGCUGCUAAGAAAGUGUUAAAGAAGUUCCAGCUCAGUGAUCUUCCAGAAAUCGACUGCUUACUCAUUACUCAAAGCCUUGAUGAUCACUGCCAUUUGAAGACCUUGAAGCCUUUCUCUCAGAAAUUUCCAAACACUAGAGUCAUAGCAACUCCUAAUGCCAAGGCCUUGUUGGAUCCUCUUUUCAGAAAUGUUACAUAUAUAGAGCCUGGACAGAGCUCUGAUAUUGAAACAAAUUAUGGUUCUAAGGUCAAUGUUAAGGCUACAGCAGGACCAGUUCUUGGACCUCCUUGGCAGCGCCCUGAGAAUGGGUAUCUUGUUAGAUCCCAACAAGGACAAUUGUCUCUCUACUAUGAACCCCACUGUGUAUAUAAUCAAAGUUUCAUUGAGAAGGAAAAGGCAGAUAUUGUGAUCACGCCAGUCAUAAAGCAGCUUUUGCCAAAGUUUACCUUGGUUUCAGGACAAGAAGAUGCAGUGAAACUUGCAAAGCUGCUUCGAGCCAAGUUCAUUGUGCCAAUGAAAAAUGGAGACCUUGAUAGCAAAGGGCUUCUUGCAAGCAUAGUUCAGACUGAAGGAACAGUAGAAUCAUUUAAGGAGCUUUUAUCGAAAGAGUUACCAGAUGCAAAGGUUGUAGAACCUACCCCUGGAGUAACAGUAGAAAUUUCAGCAAAUUAAAGCUGUAGCUCCUCUUUAUCCAUUUGCUCCUUCCCCGUUCAUCUUUCUUUGGGGGUCAAAUGGAACCAAAGUUUCUCCAAGAUGAAUAUACUUUAGUGUCAAGGGUGUAAAAGCACUUUUUGUAACAUCCUAGUAAUUACUUCUUCUACCAUAUACCAUGUGUACUAGUUUAAUUAUCCUUUUUCUCUGAUUAUGUCUUGCGUUGAAGGUAGAGCCUACUUGCUUAAUUGAAUAGGAUGAAAACUUGGCUUAUGAUAUGUGUAAAAAAUGUUAGAUUGCACAUCCUUGUGCACUGUACUCUUAUUAAUGCCGUAGCCUAGAUAUUAUUAUAUCAAUAUAUAAAGAAAAAGAGGAGAAAAUGAUAAUAGUAGUAAAAAUCCACAAAGUUGGCAAUGAAAUACUAAAAAUGAUUUGCUUGGAA
Molecule: messenger RNA, 1458 nt
Organism: Gastrolobium bilobum
Lineage: Eukaryota; Viridiplantae; Streptophyta; Magnoliopsida; Fabales; Fabaceae
Exons: 8
Coding region: 27-1037 (336 amino acids)
Source: RefSeq, a predicted model, not a curated record